GAAAUUUAAAACUUCUAUUCUACAAUAUAUUGUUUCUACGAAAUAAGGUUUUACAGGUUUGAAUACUACAACCCAGUAUUUCGAGCGUCUUCUAACGUCGUCAUGGUUGUUACAGACACUUUUAUAUUUUUGUUUUUGUUUUUUAGUUAUAUUUCUUAUUCAAUAUAUUAAAAAGAGCUAUAAGUGAACUAUUUCUAUCGUUCGCUUAUAUUACUUAUAUGACUAUUGUUUGUUUCCAACCCUAUGGCUCCCACUGUAAACAAGCUCUCAGUUGUUCUCUUCAUCUUCAUCUCCUUUUUGUCGUCAACUCUCUCUAUAAUCCUAAAAUACCCGGCAAUCGUCAACUUUGGGGAUUCAAAUUCCGAUACGGGUAAUCUUAUCUCAGCGGGGAUUGAAAAUGUUAAUCCACCGUAUGGCCAGACUUACUUCAAGCUUCCCUCAGGACGAUAUUGUGACGGGCGCCUUAUUGUAGAUUUUCUAUUGGAUGCAAUGGACAUGCCGUUUCUAAAUCCGUAUUUGGAUUCACUAGGUUUACCGAAUUUCAAAAAAGGGUGUAACUUUGCAGCAGCCGGAUCCACCAUUCUUCCCGCAAACCCGACCUCUGUUUCUCCCUUCUCCUUUGAUCUUCAAAUCUCUCAAUUUAUUCGGUUCAAAUCUAGGGCACUUGAACUACUUGCUAAAACAGGAAGGAGAUAUGAAAAGUACUUGCCACCAUCUGAUUAUUAUGCAAAAGGACUAUACCUGAUUGACAUAGGCCAAAAUGAUAUUGCUGGUGCCUUUUACUCCAAGACUCUUGACCAAGUUCUUGCCUCUAUUCCUUCCACUCUUGAAACUUUUGAAGCUGGGCUCAAGAGGCUGUAUGAAGAAGGAGCUAGAAACUUUUGGAUACACAACACAGGACCGUUAGGAUGUUUGGCUCAAAAUAUUGCCAAAUUUGGGACAGAUUCAACAAAGCUUGAUCAGUUUGGAUGUGUUAGUUCCCAUAACCAAGCAGCCAAACUGUUCAAUCUUCAACUACAUGCCCUCUCGAACAAAUUUCAAGCCCAAUUCCCUGAUUCAAAUGUUACUUACGUUGAUAUUUUCUUGAUCAAAUCCAAUCUCAUCGCUAACUAUUCUCAAUACGGUUUUGAAAACCCCAUAAAGGUCUGUUGUGGAACUGGUGGAGCACCUCUAAAUUAUGAUAGCCGCAUUUCGUGUGGCCAAACUAAAGUCUUAGAUGGGACAACAGUAACGGCCAAAGCAUGCAAUGAUAGUUCUGAGUACAUAAACUGGGAUGGAAUUCACUAUACCGAAGCUGCAAACCAUUUUGUUUCAGAUCAGAUCUUAACUGGGAAGUAUUCUGAUCCAGCUUUUUCAGAUCAGAUGCCAUUUCUUCUAAGCAUAAAACUUUAAAAUGUGUAAUAAUUUGUUGUUUCAUUAAUUGUUUUUGUUCUCGGUCA
Brassica napus (rape) is the source of this 1439-nucleotide messenger RNA. RefSeq names its product GDSL esterase/lipase At1g54790. The record is from RefSeq and is a predicted model, not a curated record. The transcript is spliced from 5 exons. Lineage: Eukaryota; Viridiplantae; Streptophyta; Magnoliopsida; Brassicales; Brassicaceae. Bases 244 to 1392 code for a protein of 382 amino acids. Gene Ontology annotation, molecular function: hydrolase activity, acting on ester bonds.